AUGGCGUCCACGAGAGACAUCCACGACAUUAUGGGCAUGGGUGGUGGCCCUGUCCAGAAGCCAACGAAUAAGAAAAAGAAGAAGGUUGUGGAAGCUCAGCCACGACUGUCAGGCAUUUCGCGUGAAGUCCAAGCGUUGAUGGGGGAUAGUGUACCUCCUGUACAGAUAGUCGAGCCUCCUAAAUACAAAUCGAAACCCUCGUUGGCGAACAAACUAUACAAACCCAGACACUGGCAGGAAAUACCUUUCAAGCCAGGCGCAAGAUCUGAUGGCCUUAGCUUAACCCACUGGAAAAGAGCUCUGCCUUCACAUCGGCCCUUACAACUCAAUGGCGACGUUGAGAUGGUGGAUGGGAUUCAACCCUCACUCAAGCCAGAAUAUCAGUUCGAAGAAGAGUUUCCAAUGGACAAAUGGGCAGUUGCUGUUCGUGUCCCAGAUUACACAGAUGAGCAGUAUGAGAGACAUUUCAAGGCUGAUGACUGGACGCGCGAAGAGACGGACUAUCUGGUCAGACUGGCCUCAGAAUAUGACCUCAGGUGGAUCGUGAUUGCAGACCGUUACGACCCGCAAGAAAUUCAGUCAGCACAAAUUGGCGGGGAAGCCCUUGAGGUUGCAAAGAACUAUUCGUCCCGGACGAUGGAGCAGCUCAAGCUGCGAUAUUACCAGGUUGCAGCUCAGGACUUAGAACUAAGGACACCAAAGGCUUCGAUGAACCCCACAGAGUUUGCACUGUAUGAAAAAAUGCGCAGCUUCGACGCGAAGACGGAAACUCUCCGGAAAGCAAUGGCAGAAAAGUUGUUCGAGCGUACGAAGGAUGAAGCCGAAGAAGAAAGAACGUUAUUAGAAGAACUUCAUCGUAUCACGAAGAACGAGGAGGAGUUCAUCGCUAUGCGUCGCGAUCUAUAUGCUCGUCUCGAGGCAGCUCCUUCCCUGCGCAGGAACGAACGAGGCGAGGAGCAGAAUAUCGUGCUCUCAAGUGCUGGUCUUAGUGAAUUGCUUAGUAGGUUGUUCGCUAAGGAGAAGCAUUUGAAGCGGCGAGCUCCUGCACCAGGCGACAGUAAUUCUACAGCACAGCAACAGUCUGCUGAUGGUCGAAGUCGAGCCAACACCUCUUUAUCAAGACGAGAUACCAUGGACACAGCAACAGAGCCUACCAAAAAGGGCAGUGUCCCUCAGCAAAUCGUGCCCAAGCAGCUUACUCAGGCCGAAGAGGAAAGAUAUGGUGUUAGUCAUCCUAACGAGCGACUCACUAGUGGUGUGUCGUUUCGUCACGAAAAAAUCAAUCGAGUCACCACAGCGAAAUCUCAGGUUCAGACACAAAAGAUCAAUGCUGCUCUCACAGAACUUGAGAUACCAGCUCGUCUUUCUAUGCCCACCGAAAAGGUUUGCAAGGAAUUCGAGCGAUUGGUCAGUCAGAUCCAACUUUUGCUUGACGCCAGAAGGACAUUGGCUAGAGUGAGCGAAGAGGUGAAAACUCUGGAAGAAAUGAGGCGGCAGAGACUGGGUUUGCCUCCGCUGGCAGAACAGAAUGCUAGUGGUGAAGCUAUGGACGUGGAUAAGACAGCACCUGCGCCUGGUCAGGUAGGCCGAAACAGCACUACAGAGACUCUUCAGAGCGGCUCACUUGGAGGUCAGACAGUCAACGGCGUAGAUGGAGGACCCGGUCCAGCUGUGGACGAAGACGACGAGGAUGCGGAAGGAGAGGACGACGUCGAGGCCUCGAAUCUCGAAAAGACCCAAAACGACGAAGAAGACGAGGCUGACAAUACUGGAUUAAACGAUGAUUCCAUGGCCCAAAGAGACGAGGGUGAUGAAGACGAAAACGCCGAAGAGGAAGAUGAAGAGGACGACGACGAUGACGACGUUGGCGUCGAAGAUGAAGACGAGGAUGACGACGAAGGAAAUGCUGCACUGAUGCGUGGCGUCGAUAACGACGACGGCGAAGACGAGGGUGAGCACGAUGUAGACGACGAUGAUGUUGAAGACGAGGACGAGGAGGAAGAAGCAGUGCCACUUCAUGAGGAAGGUGACGAGGAAGAAGAGGAAGAACAACAAAGAGAACGAGGGUUUGCACGCCACCAGACUGAGGACGAGGCAACAGAUGCUGACAACGACGAUGAUACACAGAAUGUUACCAUGGACGAUGUUGAGCCCGAAGAGAACGAUCCCGAUGCGGAGGAUGACGAUGAGGACGUUGCAGACAAUCGUCCAACUUCGGCCGGGUCUCGCGGCCACAAACGAGGUGCUAGUGUUAUCUCCGAUGCCAGCGGAGCAGGGAGCAAUCGUUCAGGAGCAGGACGUAAAAGAAGGCGCUGA
This is a messenger RNA of Lithohypha guttulata, 2316 nucleotides long. It is a transcript of the gene SWC4, whose product is annotated as swr complex subunit. Gene Ontology annotation, cellular component: Swr1 complex; NuA4 histone acetyltransferase complex; nucleus. Lineage: Eukaryota; Fungi; Ascomycota; Eurotiomycetes; Chaetothyriales; Trichomeriaceae. The record is from RefSeq and is a predicted model, not a curated record. Gene Ontology annotation, molecular function: transcription corepressor activity. The coding region runs from base 1 to 2316 and encodes 771 amino acids. Gene Ontology annotation, biological process: chromatin remodeling; negative regulation of transcription by RNA polymerase II; DNA repair. The transcript has a single exon.